AUGAGCAAACAUCCUCUGCCACCCAGUCACCGCACCGCUCUCGACAACGCGGCAGUGUUGCAAGUACAAACGCUCCUCCAACGACCGGAAUUGGAAGCCAUCUGGGACGCCUUUCACCUCCUCGACUGCAUUCAUUUCCAUGCCACCAGCCUCGGUCCCUCUGCCAUCCACUCCAUCCACACCGCCCUCUGGAAGCUGAUCCAGUCCCUAUACGCAGAGAAACGCUACACCGUCGUCCUCUCGUACUGCCAUCUCGCUCUCCAUCCUUCUCUCACUCCUUCGCUCAACACACCCGUCUUCCAACGGCGUCUUCUCGCCGUCCUCAUCGACCUCGGCGACUACACCGACGCCUUUACGCUCUUCGAGUCCCUCCCCGCUUCGACCCGCGACGACCUAUCCACGCGCGUGCUCGUGUUUCGCCUCGCAGCCCGCGCGUGGAACCAGCCCCUCGCUCAAGAAUGCUUGCAGUUCUUUGCGAGGACGAAUAGCGGCAAGGAGGCGGCGCGUGAUGCGCUGUACGCGUGUGUCAGAGAGGCGCAGACCCCGGGUGCGAGGCUGUGCACAGUCCAGGCGCUGACGGCAGCAGCGGCGUCGUGGAAGGGCGAGGUGGUGGUGGCGGCGCAUGUUGCGUCGCUGCUACGCUGCGCGAUAAGGCUGCUGCUGGCCAUGGCUGCGGCGGAGGAAGAAGAAUCCGAGAGCAACGGCGGCUUUGCGAGCAGCGAAGUGGUGGCUCUAUUCCACACAGCGGCAGAGUUUGUAGCGAGCAACGCGCGCGACGACCACGGCGACCUCGUCUUCCCCGCUGCCGAGUUACGCUGGUUCAGCACCAACGCGUAUAACCUCGGCGUCGUCCACUGCACUUUAUGGGAAUCUGGCCGGCUCGUCUCCCUCUUCCAGAGCUGCCUCGUCUUUACCCAAGCGCUCUCCUCUGCCACCUCCGCCUCUGACAACGACGACGCAACCGAAGCCGCAGAUUUGGUGCUCACGGUGCUUCGCUGCCACUUCGUCCUCGCUUCGCUGUACAUGUCCGAGGCCCAGCUCCCCGACAAUGAGCACACGCCGAGCCUAUAUGCCGACAUCGAGCGGCAUGCGAGCGCCUACGCCACGCUCUUUACCGAGACCUGCGGCGCGGCCGCGACGAGUAAAACAUGUCCCGACUUGCGCCAGAAACUCGGCGUGCUGUGCGUGUUUCAUUGCGAGGCGCUGCUAUCCCGCCAGUGCUACGACCAUGUUCCCCGCAUCAUUGAGCAAGCAGGCCGUCUGUGCAGCAACGACGCCAACGUUCUGAAAGCCCUCGGCGGCUGCGUCAUCCAAAGCGAGGCGCCAGUGGCGGUCAAGAGCAGCAUGCUCAAGUCCAUUGUUAACGAAAUCUUUGCCCUCGAAAACUUUACGAGUGACCGGCUCGCGCAGUACCUCCGCUGCAUGGUGCAGGUGCUCCUGCCCAUGACCGACGACGGCGCCGCGCGGGAUAUCCUAGAGCAGGCCGUCCAAGUCGCCCACGAAGCGAAGCAGGUCGGUGUCGCGUUUCCCGCAGAGGAAGCCGCGUGGCUCGCCGCCGCCGCCUUCAACCACGGACUCACCAGGUACGCGGCGCGCCACGACAUGGCCGCGUGCCGCGGGUGGCUGGACAAGGCCGUUGCCAUGGCUCAGCACGCCGACGAGAACGGGCAGUUUGCCGCGUCUAUGCAAGCCCAACGGCAAAGGCUGGUGGAUUCGUCCGUCGCAGGCACUUUGUCAUUAUGA
This is a messenger RNA of Beauveria bassiana ARSEF 2860, 1743 nucleotides long. Its product is annotated as putative ZIP4 protein. Bases 1 to 1743 code for a protein of 580 amino acids. The record is from RefSeq and is a predicted model, not a curated record. Gene Ontology annotation, biological process: regulation of synaptonemal complex assembly. NCBI's taxonomy places the organism in Eukaryota, Fungi, Ascomycota, Sordariomycetes, Hypocreales, Cordycipitaceae. The transcript is spliced from 5 exons.